AACGUUGGUCAGUUAGGAACUUCAUUUGGCAACAUGCUGCUCCUACAGUUGGUCAGCCUUGCGUUGGUGGCUCUGGCUAGUCAGGCAAUCAGCCUCGAGUUGAAGAAAGAUGUGCCCGUAUUCGUUAAGACUUUGAAAGAUAUGCAACGCGGUCCACCCUUGAAGAUGGUUAAACGAGAAUUGAAGGGGGAAGAAAAAUGGAUUACACAACCACUUGAUCAGUUCGAUGAAACCAAUAAGGAAACCUACGAAAUGCGUUAUUUUAUCAAUGAUGAAUUCCAAACGGAAGGCAGCCCAAUAUUCAUAUUUUUGGGCGGCGAAUGGCAGGCCUCUCUGGAUAUGAUAAACGAUGGUUAUUGGUAUGACUUGGCCAAGGAGCACAAAGGUGUCCUCAUCUAUACUGAGCAUCGUUACUACGGUGCAAGUAUACCCACUAAGACAAUGUCGCUGGAGGACUUGAAGUAUUUGCAUGUCAAGCAGGCGCUCGCCGAUGUGGCCAAUUUUAUUAAAACCUUCAAGUCGGAGAAUGCACAGCUAAGCAAUUCGAAGGUCGUGCUGUCCGGCUGCUCCUACUCAGCCACAAUGGCAGUUUGGUUCAAGCGGCUCUAUCCCGAUUUGGUGGUUGGUGCCUGGGCUUCCAGUGCGCCGCUAUUCGCCAAACUUGACUUCUACGAGUACAAGGAGGUAGUCGGAAAAGCGUUUCGUGAGCUGGGAGGAGAGAAAUGCUACAAUCGUAUAGAGAAGGGCAUAGCCGAACUGGAGUCCAUGUUUAAGAACAAGCGCGCGGCUGAAGCACGUGCCAUGCUGCGUAUUUGCAGCAAUUUUGAUCAUGAAAACGAUCUGGAUUUGUGGAGCUUGUUCGGCAGCAUUUCCAAUGUUUUCUCUGGCUUAGCCCAGUAUCAAGGAGCGGGAGACCUUGAGUAUUAUUGCGAUUUUAUCAUGAGCUUUAACGAUGAUGCCACAGCCAUUGCCAAUUUCGUUUAUUGGGCGUGGAAUUCUCCAACCUGCGUUGAUCCACGCUACCAAGAAACCGUUAACUAUUAUCUGGACGGAAUUUCCAAAUUUGACGGUUCUCGAGCCUGGUAUUAUCAGACCUGUAACGAGUACGGUUGGUAUCAGUCGUCGCGUUCUUCUAAUCAGCCGUUUGGCAGCAGUUUUCCCGCUACUCUCUACGUUGAAUUGUGCAAAGAUAUCUUUAGCAACAAGUUCGGAAACGACCAGAUUGAAAAAAAUGCUGCCCAGACCAAUGAGGAUUUUGGCGGCUUGGAACCAAACGUUGAGAACGUCUAUAUGACACACGGAGGUCUGGAUCCAUGGAGUGCCAUUGGUCAUGGCGUGGCAGAGGGCGCUACGGUUAUUUCCAAGAUGUCGCACUGUCCUGACCUAACUUCAAUCCGCUCCACCGAUAGCGCCGAACUGCUCGCUUCCAAAAAUCGUAUUGCUGAACUAUUGCGUCAAUGGCUAGCAUAACUUUAAGUACUACCA
Molecule: messenger RNA, 1485 nt
Organism: Drosophila arizonae
Lineage: Eukaryota; Metazoa; Arthropoda; Insecta; Diptera; Drosophilidae
Product: putative serine protease K12H4.7
Biological process (GO): proteolysis
Molecular function (GO): serine-type exopeptidase activity; dipeptidyl-peptidase activity
Source: RefSeq, a predicted model, not a curated record